Messenger RNA from Rubroshorea leprosula, 1253 nucleotides. The record is from the annotation of a GenBank genome assembly. Lineage: Eukaryota; Viridiplantae; Streptophyta; Magnoliopsida; Malvales; Dipterocarpaceae.
CAGCUUCUGUCAGCUCGGUUGUCGAGCCAAAGAACAAAACCCCUAAUCCCUUCCUUUUCUCCUCUGGAAAUCGCACGCGUUUCGGUGUUGAUUGGUCUUCCGUCUCCGGCUCCGCCAUCCGUCUUCUUCUGAGAUUUCCAGUAUCUGAAGGUACGAUUCAAUACUCGGUUUCCAUGGCGGUUUGACGUACCUUCCGAGUCGUGACUCACUGAUUUCGCGAAGCGAGUCCAAGAGUCAACUGCCUUACUUUUCCAAUUUUUUUGGUUGCGGAGGGACAAUAAACUCGGCGAGUUUUAAGGCUUCUUUUCCAGCACUCGAGAGAAUUUUUAGGGAUUCUGCGUCAUUUCCUCUCACACCAAUGAGUUGGCGGUUUGGGUCGAUACGGAUCUUGCUUACGCUCGCUGUAGCUUUCCUACUCGUUAUGCUUCUUCUAUCAGUUCUGGGUAGGGAUAACCGCAGCACCGUUGGGUUGAAUCUACUGAGGAUUCAGGAAGAGAACGCAACACUCUCCAUUCCCCACCGCAAACUUCUUCGUGAGAUAGCGAUGGACGAACCCAACCGUAUUUGGGGAGAGAAGUGUACGAAGGCUGACAUAGUAAUAAACCAGGGACCCACGGAACCACUCCCUAGCGGAGUUCCCACUUACACUGUUGAGAUUAUCAACGUGUGUGUCACUGGCUGCGACAUCUCCGGAAUUCACCUAAGCUGUGGUUGGUUUAGCUCUGCACGCCUCAUUAACCCCAAAAUUUUCAAGCGCCUUCGCUACAAUGACUGCCUUGUUAACGAUGGCAAGCCUUUAGUUAAUGGUGGUACUCUCUCCUUCCAAUAUGCCAAUACCUUCCUAUACCCUCUUUCAGUUUCCCAUGUAGUGUGUUCUUAGUAUUAGUAACAUCACAAGCAGACGAUAUAAGGCACUGGAAGCAGGACAAAACGCUAGUUAAAAAUAUACUUGAUAUCCGAUACCUUGGACAGUAGGGUGGUAUCUUUGCGGUUCCGCUUUGGCUUUAUGCCGUGAUUGCUUUGUGUCUUUCUGGGAGAAUUGGGAGGUUGGAUCGUUGAUAUGCUGUAAAGGGUUUCUUUUUGUGAAUUGAUCAGAUACGAGGGAAUUGAAAUUGGUCAAGGAGAUUUAGUUGGUGUGGGUGAUACUGAAUUUUUGUGGCUAUUGUACAUAACUCAAACAUUGCUGUGAUUGGAAUAGAUUGUAGGUUGGGGCUACCGUACGCUUGAAUUGAUACUGUGAUUAGAGGUUGUUU